This is a messenger RNA of Chiloscyllium plagiosum (whitespotted bambooshark), 6690 nucleotides long. NCBI's taxonomy places the organism in Eukaryota, Metazoa, Chordata, Chondrichthyes, Orectolobiformes, Hemiscylliidae. The record is from RefSeq and is a predicted model, not a curated record.
UAGCCGAAAGUUAAUCUAACAUUGCUGCAUGAUUGACAGGGAAGCACUCCAGCAGAUUCGUGUUCUCCCAGGUACCAGCUCCGCAGUGGAGAUCGCGGGCUCCUUUCUUGUGCACGAGCCUGAGACGUCAGCUCCGCGCUGACGCUCCCGGUCUCCAGCUCCGCACUGGUGCUCCCGGACCCGUUGUUUUGCCCGCUCCCGAGGCGCCCUCUCUACGCUGGGACUCCCAGGCUGCAGCUCCGCGCUGGGGCUCUCGAGGCCGGUUAAUGAGUGGUUACUAAGCGAGUGGUUUCCUAGACGCAAUCGGCGUCAUUGCAGAGUCAGCGUCACGUUAUUGGAGGAGAAGGCAUUAAAAGUUACAUAAUGGAAUCCAUUACCUUCACAGCAAUAUGCAUAUAAAACACCAUCAAUGGAUUUAGGCUAUACCUAGUUUGUGUGCCGUAAGCGAAGACUGUAUGAAAAUCAAAGGCAUUUCAUAACUGAAUUAAUUAAAAUGGCUUCCACAGAUAAUCUUCGUGAGAAGAUUAAAAGUAAACGAAAGGCACUACAAGCAUCUCUUGGUGGAAGCAGACAAGUUGAUGAUAACCAGGCAUCGGUUGCUGUAGAAAUAGAAAAUGGUGCAAGAAACGAAAAUGCAAGAAAAGUGGAGGAAAUUCAGAAUGAGGAUGAACAGGUAGAGAAUCUGAAACGGACCAUGAAAGCCCAAAGACAAAGAAGGAAGAAAAUGCUUAUUGAUGACAUUGAUGAUGUACAUUCUGAAGAAUCCACACAAGAAGUGAACAUAAUUACUCAUCAACAAAGAACUCUGCCUCCACUUCCUGUACCCACUCCAAGAACAAGUUUCGCUGAAUACUCCAUGCGAGAGAAAAUGAGGGAGAAACUUAAAGCUGCCAGGUCUAAAGCACAGAGUGCCAUCCAACAAGAGGAAGCAAGUGCACCACCUCAACAUCUGACACCUUUCAAAGACCAAACAUCAGUCACUCAAUUUGACACUGAGGUGGAUGAAGAGGACAUGAAGACAGCAGGAGUUGAUGAAUUACCCCAUCCGUCUUCAAAAGUGAGGUUUCGUGAAAUAGCAAAUAAAAUAAAGCAGAAAUCUAAGGAUGGGUUUCCUGCUGCUGAAGAGGCAUAUAACUUCUUCACCUUCAAUUUUGAUCCUGAACCUGAAGAGGCAGAAGAAAAGUCAAAAAAGCAAAAACGACUUGGAGCACCUAAAAAGAUCGACCAUGAAGAAGAAUCGGAGGGUGACUGGGAUGAAGAGGAGUCAACUAUCAGAACAGAAGCGGAGGAAGAAGAAGAGGGAGAGGAAGAGGAUCAACCACUUGUAAAAGAUAACAUGGAUAAUGAGGAUGACUAUCUCUUCAUAAUUGACCAUACUGCUCGUGAUUUUCUUGUAAUAAAGGCUCCUGAUUAUGAAAGCUACUAUAGUCGACAACAGAAGGAUAAAAAGGUUCUUUUUACCCCCAGCAUUCUUACAGUGGCCACAUCAGAGAAGAUUCCUGAAGACAUGCAGCCACGGUUUCUUGAAGAUGAAGGCAUUUAUGUUGGCGAAAGACCAAAAGUUUCCAAAUCUAACCAGAACAUCAUUGAGCAUCGUCUACUUAAAAACAAAGAGGGGAAGAAAUGGUUCGGAAGUGAUGGCAGAAUUAUAGCGUUACCUAACCCUAUUAAACAGACCUACACCAGACCGCCAAUUUUCUCACUCCAUGAAAAAGUGGAUCCUGCAAUAGAAACAUUCUAUAAAAAAUGCAAUGGUUUCUGUUUUCAGCUGUGUGCUCUAAGGAAUGCAGUGAAGAGCAUUACUGAUUAUCAUCAUGUGCACAUCUCAGUGACACAGCGAAGACUUGUGGAAUAUAAAUGUGAGAUCAGAACAACCCGACGAAUGUGUCACAUGGAACAGGAGAAAGAUUGGACUCUGCUGAAGAACCUUGUCAAAGUGUGGAAAGACGUCAAGUCACUCAGAGAAUUCCAGAAAUUUACUAAUACACCUGUAAAACUGUGUCUUAGAAGGCAAGAGGUUAACCGGAAAGCUGAUGAAAUAAAUUAUGAACGUGAAAUCCAAACUGAGGUUGCGGAACUUUUGGAAGACUACCAAGAAGAAUAUGAGAAUAAACUAGCAGAAUAUAAAAAGAAGUAUGAAGAAUGGAAGGCCUGGAGAAAGGCGAAGAAGGCAAAGAAGAAAAAGAAGAAAAGUUCUGAUGAGCAGGAGACUGAUGAUACAGAAGAGAGUUCAAUGUUUGAGGAAUUUCCAAAGCCUGAUCCUCCAGAGCAAGUGGAUGUUUCACUUGUCGAGCAGCAAGUUCGAACAACAGCAGCUAGAAUUCGUCGUAAACCAGGAGAACCGGUUCUGACUCCUGAACUGAGUAUGACAGCCACCGUCACACCUACCAACCAGUGUCCAAGAGGAGAACAGCUGCGAAGGCAAGAUGUACAGAGGUCCACCCUGUAUGCCAAAAUUAUUUUUAACAACAAAGAGGUCUCCAGAACCAGCAGCCAAACAUUAUCUGCUGACUUCAGGAUUCAUUUUGGACAAAUAUUCAAUGUGCAAAUAAUCAACUGGCCCGAAAGCAUAAAGAUCCAGAUAUUUGAAACCAUGGGAAUGAGCAGCACGAAGACAGAAGUCUUUAUUCCCAUCCCAGAAACCACUGUCCUCACAGGGAGUGCCCUAAUUGAUGAAAUAGAGUUUAGCAAUGCUCACCGUAUAACGUUUGACCAUGAGGGAGUUGGAAGUGGUGUGCCAUUUUCCUUUGAAGCAGAUGGAAGUAAUCAGAUGAUCCUGCUGACUUCUGGCAAGUUAGCCUGUAGUGUCUCCUGGGCUGUCAGAGAGGACGGUGUGCCAUUGAUACCACCAGUGCUUCAUGAAAAUGUUGGGGUUCAAAGAUCUUUGAAACACAUGGAUGCCAUAUUGUCUAUUGGAACAUCUGGAUUAACAGACAUGAAAAAGUUGGUUAGGUGGGCAGCAGAGUCCAGACUUGAUCCAAAUGACCCCAGUAAUGCGUCUCUGAUGCAGUUAAUAAUGAGCGCAACAAGUGGUGAGGCUCUUGACCAUGAUUACUUCAGGCUCGAGCAGCUGCAAGAAGAAUUUAACUUUGUUUCAGAUGAAGUGUUUAAUAAAUCCAAGAGAUUCCGCCUUCUACAGCUUCGAAAUGAGGAGGUGGCAGAGUUCCAUAAUUUUAAACAAGUUCCGAUUUUAGAUCGUGAGAUUUCUGAGAAGAUUUUCCAGGAAUAUGAGAAGAAAUGUCAUGAAAAAGAUACAGUUGAUAUCACAAGCCAUCUUGAUCCACACAGAGCACUAGUAGCUAGAUUCCUCCAGAAGGUUCGGGACUCUGUAAAAAAUAGAUUUCUGUUGGCAAAGCAUCAUUACAUCUUGUCAGAUAUGGUUGUUGAGGAAGCAGUCCCCAGCAUAAGUUCUGGUGACUCACGUAUGUUAGGUAUCAGCCUGUUCAAACUGGCUGAACCAAGGAGACCACUUAGACCACGAAGAAAAGAAAGAAAAAAAGUUACAGCCCAGAACCUUUCUGAUGGAGACAUCAAACUUUUGGUCAACAUUAUCCGAGCCUAUGAUGUACCUAUUCGUAAAUCCAUUGGAGGCAAACCAGCGCUGACAUCCAGAUCAGCAAGAUCCAUUAAUGAAACAUUUUCAACCUCUCAGAUACCUCAGAGUCCUACUCAAAGCCAUGAAUGGUUUACUAACCAGACCUCAGUGCGUCCUUUUGUGGAGGUUUCAUUCCAACGUACAGUCCGUCAAACCAGUACUGCAGAAGGUCAAAACCCUAACUGGAAUGAAGAAUUGGAAAUACCAUUCAGAGCACCAAAUGGCGAUUACAGCACAGCAAGUCUGCAGUCUGUUUCUGAUGACGUGUUCAUCAAUGUCUUCGACGAAGUUGUUUAUGACAUUCUCGAGGAUGACAGAGAAAGAGGAAGUGAUGUUCAUACUCGUGUUGAGCGACACUGGCUAGGGGCUGUGCAGGUCCCAUUCAGUACCAUCUACUCCCAAUCCAGGAUUGAUGGCACCUUCAGGAUUAAUACACCACCAGUUCUUCUGGGCUACAGCAAAGAGCGUAACCUAUCAAGUGAAAGGGGUUGGGAGGCAGUUCGAAGCUUAAGUGAAGGCUCUUAUUUGUCCCUCUUUAUUACUGUUGAGCCUCACCUUGUACCUGGAGAAGCUGUAAAUGAAAAGAUGAUUGAGAUGCUGAAAAAGCUUGAGACUCAGGAGGAUGAGAAACUACUUCAAAAAGCAGAAAAGUUCCAGAAGGAAGUGAAACAGAAGUUUCCAAAUCGUAGGUGUGUUACUUUGGUCACAGAUCUCACUGGCAAACUGGUUUUCAUUACAAGAUUCAUUAAAGCACUUGCUCCACCUCAGGAGCUCCUUGAUGCCUUCCCUCAGGAUUAUGAGGCCACAACAGAGCUGGUGGCUCGUUACGUUUCUCUGAUUCCCUUUCUUCCAGACAGUAUUUCUUUUGCUGGUAUUUGUGACUUAUGGUGCACUUCAGAUCAAUUCCUGAAUUUGUUAGCAGGUGAUGAAGAGGAACAUGCAGUUCUGCUCUGUAACUAUUUCCUAGCAAUGGGAAAGAAAGCUUGGCUAGUGAUAGGAACUGCCAUCCCUGAGGGCCCAACAGCAUAUGUACUGACCUAUGAACAGAACCAGUAUGUGAUCUGGAACUCCACCACUGGACAGUACUAUGGACAGUUUGAUGCGUUCUGUCCAUUGCAGAGCAUCAGCUGCUUGGUUAGUGCUGAUAAUGUCUGGUUCAAUGUACAGAAAUAUGAAACUGUCAUGCGCGUACAUUUUGAUACCAGCAAACCCAACCUUUGGAAGCCAUUUUUUUCACGAAACUUUCCUUUUCCUGGCUUGUCAAGUGUGCAGCCAGAAGAGCUGGUUUAUCGCCGUACAGACAAGGCUGCUGCAGUAGAACUUCAGGACAAGAUUGAAAAGAUCUUGAAAGAGAAGGUUAUGGAAUGGAGACCAAGGCAUCCAACUCGAUGGAACAGAUACUGUACCGCUACCCUUCGCCAGUUCCUACCAAAGCUGGAGUUCAGCCGUGGUGGGGAAGUUGGAGAUGACCAUAGCGCAGAACUGCAAAAUCAGCUUGGAGACUACAGGAUUUCUGGCUUUCCCAUUAAUAUGUCUUUCUCUGAAUUGAGUCCCAUUAUUGAAGCUGUACAUAGCACUGGCGUCCAUAACACAAUGAUUCCUCAGGUGGAGUUCGCUUUGGCUGUAUAUGUUCAUCCGUAUCCCAACAACAUUUUGUCUGUUUGGAUUUAUGUGGCAUCCUUGGUGCGCAGCAGAUAACAAAAAUAUAACUAUAAUCCUUACCAUUUUUGAUUUCAGCAGAAAAGCGAGCAUUGCUUAUAUCCUGUGUACUUGAGAUGGUGUUGUGUCUUUAUUGCACUAAAUUUUGAAUCCAAUAGUAGUUUUAUUUGCUUUAAACAUAACACAGAAUGAAGUUAAUGCCAAGUGGAAGUAAUUUACAACCAACCUUUUUUUUAAAAGUUUGAUUUCAAAAAAUAUCCUAUCAAUGUUCUUUAUUUAAAAGAACUAUGUGUGACAUCAUGGUAGCGGGUGAUGCCUGAAACAAAUUAACAAACGUUCCUUUGAAAGUUAAUGGCUUCUUUUAUUCUCUAAAAGAGAAGUAUGCCACAUUAAUAAGAAUUGUUCAUUAUCACAGAACUAAAAUAACAAAGUAACACAGUGAGAUACAACAACAUGCAAAAAGCUCAAAAUUAUCAUAUAGAUAUACAAAGACCUAUUACCUACAUUAAGUUACAAAAUUGAACUAUUUCAAAUGUCCCUUGACUAAAAGCUUUUUAUACCAAACUACGUUCAUAUUUCUUUGCUUGAAUUUGCAUUAGUCUGGACCAUAAAAAUUGUUAUAAAAAUAUGCAACUUUUCACCUAGGCCAUAUAGCUAUUCUUCCUCACAGAAAGUGUUUUACAUCUAUAGUAAUUAAACAAUGUAAUUUGAUUCCUCCUUUGCUUAAUCAGGUCAUAAUAAUUGAAAAUAAGUUAAUCCUACAAUAUUUUAUGUUAUUUCAUUCCAUUCACAUUCUGUUACUUUAAUGAAAACCAUGUUGGGACCUCUAAAGUCCAUGUUUAAUCGAUUUACUCAUCACAGUAAAUACUGUUUUAAUAUAUUAGGUAUGAUUGUAGUUUUUAAGACAAGAUCUUUUCCUCAAAAACAAUACUUGUAAAAUGAUUUGAUUUGUCUGCUGAGAACCACAGGAAUAGCAUUUUACAUGUGCCAUCAUAUUUUGUAAAUCUUACAACUGUAUGAAUAUAUUUGUUCAAAUAACUUGCAAGAUAAGAGUGAUGGAAUUUGUGACAGUCCAUUCUUCCGGGGAUCAUGUAAGAUAUAUGGAACACAAUUGUUUCAUAGAAAUGAGUUUAAUUGUGUGUUACAAGUAUUUAUUUACAUUGAAUUACAACAAAAAAAGUGUAAUGUUUUUAAUAUUGGAAAACAUCAGCAGAGAUUGUGAUAUAAAUUACAACUCAUAAACCAGGAGUCAUCCAUGUUUAUAUUCUGUCUGAGCAGUGGUCAAGUAUGUGUCUACUGUGUUCUUUGCUAAAAAGAAACAGAUGUUAAAGUUUUUGUUAUGCACUCACCAAAACGAGAAUGGAAGAAAUAGAUUUGGAAAAAAGACAAGCCAUUUUAUACAGAAUGUAUCUUUUAUAUAAUUUUCAUUCUCUUUC